Messenger RNA from Leptonychotes weddellii (Weddell seal), 519 nucleotides. Lineage: Eukaryota; Metazoa; Chordata; Mammalia; Carnivora; Phocidae. The record is from RefSeq and is a predicted model, not a curated record.
AGGUUAAAAGUGAAAAUGAAUUUUAACGAUUGUAGUUUUGAUUUGAAACCCUUGACAAGAACUCCUCAUCCUGUUGAAUCUCAGCAAGAAAAAGCAGUUAUUUACAAAAACAAAGGAUCAUCCUUUCUGGAAAAAGAACCUCUAUGUUUCCAUGAGAGAAAGAGUCCAAGUCUCAAAGAGGCCAACUCUGAAGGUCACUUCAUUGACCCUCAGCAGGAGAUAGAAGGGGAUGGGGACCAGGAUGCGGUUUUAGCAACCAAGGAGCACACACCCCGAUCCUUGAUUGGUGAGGGACACAAAAGAAGGCUGUUCCCGAGGAAGUCAUCUGCCAGCAGGAUUCAUUCAGGGUGAGGACCAAGGAAGGAGCUCAAGCACCUGCAAUAACCACUUUUUGAGUUCAGUGUCUGUAUGAUAAUUAAGUAAUCACAAUACCAUGUAUUGAUGGUUAUUGCCAAUGUAUUUUCUGCAGAAGUUAAAUAUUGCCUGAAAGAUCCAAUAAAAAUAAUGAUAGCUACCUUA